CUCCUUCCUCAGCCUCCCAAAGUGCUGGGAUUACAGGUGUGAGCCACUGUAUCUGGCCUGAUGGUUAUCUUUGUAUCCUUUAUCAACACAGUGCUUUGAACAGAGUAAAUACUUAUUGAAAACUUGAGUGAAAUGUGACUUAAUAUUUGGCCUCACAGAAUACACCAGUAAUACAGCACUCACUCACCUGAGGACAGUGGGAGAAUAGAAGGUAAGUAGAAGACUGGGUUAAGUAUUCAUUCUAGCAAAUACAUUAAUCACAUGCCUCCCGUGUACUUGACACUGGGAAUUCAGCAAUGAAGAAGGCUCAGACCAAAGUCUAGGCUUUUAGCUUCCUGUCCUAUAAAGGAUAAGAUUCUUAGCUCUAUGCUGAGGUAGUAAAUUAUGAGGGGACUUCAAAAUGGCACAGGGUGGUUGAGCAGGAUACAGCAAUGGUUAAGUUUGGUCGGAAAAUAGAAAUCAAAAGGAAAAUGUGGCUAUGGUUACCCCUAGCAAACCUCUUGAAUCUCCUUCCUGAGAACCUGCUUUUUUGGGAAGGCACGAGUGCCAGUAAGACUUGGCACUCCUCCUCUUCCGCUUACCCAGAGAAAAUGACAGCCUUUCUGCUCAAAACUCAUCCCUUCACUUUGUCACCCUAUAUUUGCAUCUUCCAUCCUUAGUGUGUGUUUCCGUCCAGUCGUUCGGCAAUACACGUACUACAUGUUGGACUCUUGGGUAGUCUCUAGGGCUGUAGCAAGGAGCCUUGCUCCCAAGGGACUCAUUUACAUAAUCCUGUGAACAGACCAUGAGUAAACAGUGUGCUCAAUACUGUGCCUAUGUGUGUUAGCCCAUGCGGCCAGCCUGAGGAGUCAGGGAAGGCUCCCCUAGGCAAAGACCCCAACCAGAAUCAAGUCUUAAUGGUUAGACAAGAGCUCCGUCACCCAAAAAGGAUUGAGGGCCUACCUUCAACUGAACAGCUAAUGCAUAAUCUCAGAACCUGUGAGUCAAAAUUCCCUGGAAUAACUCCACUUUAUCCCCAAUAUCCUUGCCACCUAGACCAAGGUCCGUUCACCACCCUGUCCCCAGCACUGACUGCACUGCUGUGGCCACACUAAAACUUGGCUCAAGACAGACAAGUGAGGAAGCUGCUGCGCCAGUAUGGCUGGUUGAGGCCGCCCAAGGUCCUAGGAGGAAGCGGGUAAAUGCCAUAUCCAAAAAGACACAGCAGCCUCAGGUUUUAUCAGAGGGCAGCAGCUUCCUUCUCCUUCCCCAACCUCUGGCUAAGUCACAAAGCACCACAGCUGUACAACCAGAUGGGGGAAGGGAGGAGAUUAGAACUGUAGGCUAGAGUAGACAGGUAUGGAGCAGUUCACAAUCACGGUAUCCCAAGCAGAAAGUGAUGGUGGCUUGGACUAGCAUGGUGGUAUUAGAGAUGGGGUAAAGAUUCAAGAGACAUCGUUGAUAGGCAGAACCAAUAGGACUUGGUAAUAAACUAUUCUCAGGAAAAGGGAGGACUCAUGGCUUUCAGCUAUGAGCAUCCAGCCAUGAGCAUGGCCUCACCCACUUCCUGACAAUUCUAGCCACCAUGAGUCCAGGGGCUAUAGCCCUUUGCUCUGCCCAUUGCUCAGCAAGUUACUUGGGGUUGCAGUUUGAUAAGAAAAGACUUCCUGUGGAGGAAUCUGAAGGGAAGAAGGAGGAGCUGGUCCAUUCCUGCCUGGGAGGUUGUGGAAGAAGGAAGAUGGCCAGAGCUUUGUGUCCACUGCAAGCCCUCUGGCUUCUGGAGUGGGUGCUGCUGCUCUUGGGACCUUGUGCUGCCCCUCCAGCCUGGGCCUUGAACCUGGACCCAGUGCAUCUCACCUUCUAUGCAGGCCCCAAUGGCAGCCACUUUGGGUUUUCACUGGACUUCCACAAGGACAGCCAUGGGAGAGUGGCCAUCGUGGUGGGCGCCCCACGGACGCUGGGUCCCAGCCAGGAGGAGACGGGCAGCGUGUUCCUGUGCCCCUGGAGGGCCGAGGGCGGCCAGUGCCCCUCGCUACUCUUUGACCUCCGUGAUGAGACCCGAAAUGUAGGCUCCCAAACUUUACAAACCUUCAAGGCCCGCCAAGGACUAGGGGCGUCGGUCGUCAGCUGGAGCGACGUCAUUGUGGCCUGCGCCCCCUGGCAGCACUGGAACGUCCUAGAAAAGACCGAGGAGGCUGAGAAGACGCCCGUAGGCAGCUGCUUUUUGGCUCAGCCAGAGAGCGGCCGCCGCGCCGAGUACUCCCCCUGUCGCGGGAACACUCUGAGCCGCAUUUACGUGAAAAAUAAUUUUAGCUCGGACAAGCGUUACUGUGAAGCGGGCUUCAGCUCCGUGGUCACUCAGGCCGGGGAGCUGGUGCUUGGGGCUCCUGGAGGCUAUUAUUUCUUAGGUCUCCUGGCCCAGGCUCCAAUUGCGGAUAUUUUCUCGAGUUACCGCCCAGGCAUCCUUUUGUGGCACGUGUCCUCCCAGAGCCUCUCCUUCGACUCCAGCAACCCAGAGUACUUCGACGGCUACUGGGGGUACUCGGUGGCCGUGGGCGAGUUCGACGGGGAUCUCAACACUACAGAGUAUGUCGUCGGUGCCCCCACUUGGAGCUGGACGCUGGGAGCGGUGGAAAUUUUGGGCUCCUACUUCCAGAGGCUGCACCGGCUACAUGGAGAGCAGAUGGCUUCGUAUUUUGGGCAUUCAGUGGCUGUCACUGACGUCAACGGGGAUGGGAGGCAUGACCUGCUGGUGGGCGCUCCACUGUAUAUGGAGAGCCGGGCAGACCGAAAACUGGCCGAAGUGGGGCGUGUGUAUUUGUUCCUGCAGCCGCGAGGCCCCCACACGCUGGGUGCCCCCAGCCUCCUGCUGACUGGCACACAGCUCUAUGGGCGAUUCGGCUCUGCCAUCGCACCCCUGGGCGACCUCGACCAGGAUGGCUACAAUGACAUUGCAGUGGCUGCCCCCUACGGGGGUCCCAGUGGCCGGGGCCAAGUGCUGGUGUUCCUGGGUCAGAGUGAGGGGCUGAGUUCACGUCCCUCCCAGGUCCUGGACAGCCCCUUCCCCACAGGCUCUGCCUUUGGCUUCUCCCUUCGAGGUGCUGUAGACAUCGAUGACAACGGAUACCCAGACCUGAUUGUGGGAGCUUACGGGGCCAACCAGGUGGCUGUGUACAGAGCUCAGCCAGUGGUGAAGGCCUCCGUCCAGCUACUGGUACAAGAUUCACUGAAUCCUGCUGUGAAGAGCUGUGUCCUACCCCAGACCAAGACACCCGUGAGCUGCUUCAAAAUCCAGAUGUGUGUUGGAGCCACUGGGCACAACAUUCCUCAGAAGCUGUCCCUAAAUGCCGAGCUGCAGUUGGACCGGCAGAAGCCCCGCCAGGGCCGGCGGGUGCUGCUGCUGGGCUCUCAACAGGCAGGCACCACCCUGAACCUGGAUCUGGGCGGAAAGCACAGCCCCAUCUGCCACACCACCAUGGCCUUCCUUCGAGAUGAGGCAGAAUUCCGGGACAAGCUGAGCCCCAUUGUGCUCAGCCUCAAUGUGUCCCUGCCGCCCACGGAGGCUGGAAUGGCCCCUGCUGUCGUGCUGCAUGGAGACACCCAUGUGCAGGAGCAGACACGAAUCGUCCUGGACUGCGGGGAAGAUGACGUGUGUGUGCCCCAGCUUCAGCUCACUGCCAGCGUGACAGGCUCCCCGCUCCUAGUUGGGGCAGAUAAUGUCCUGGAGCUGCAGAUGGACACAGCCAACGAGGGCGAGGGAGCCUAUGAAGCAGAGCUGUCCGUGCACCUGCCCCAGGGGGCCCACUACAUGCGGGCCCGAAGCAACGUUGAGGGCUUUGAGAGACUCAUCUGUAACCAGAAGAAAGAGAAUGAGACCAGGGUGGUGCUGUGUGAGCUGGGCAAUCCCAUGAAGAAGAACACCCAGAUAGGAAUUGCGAUGUUGGUGAGCGUGGGGAAUCUGGAAGAGGCUGGGGAGUCUGUGUCCUUCCAGCUGCAGAUCCGGAGCAAGAACAGCCAGAAUCCAAACAGCAAGAUUGUGCUGCUGGAUGUGCCAGUCCGGGCAGAGGCCCAAGUGGAGCUGCGAGGGAACUCCUUUCCAGCCUCCCUGGUGGUGGCUGCAGAAGAAGGUGACAGGGAGCAGAACAGCUUGGACAGCCGGGGACCCAAAGUGGAGCACACCUAUGAGCUCCACAACAAUGGCCCUGGGACUGUGAAUGGCCUUCACCUCAGCAUCCACCUCCCGGGGCAGUCCCAGCACUCUGACCUGCUCUACAUCCUGGAUAUACAGCCCCAGGGGGGCCUUCAGUGCUUCCCACAGCCUCCUGUCAACCCCCUCAAGGUGGACUGGGGGCUGCCCACCCCCAGCCCCUCCCCCGUUCACCCGGCCCACCACAAGCGGGAUCGCAGACAGAUCUUCCUGCCAGAGCCCGAGCAGCCCUCGAGGCUUCAGGAUCCAGUUCUCGUAAGCUGCGACUCGGCGCCCUGUACUGUGGUGCAGUGUGACCUGCAGGAGAUGGCGCGCGGGCAGCGGGCCAUGGUCACGGUGCUGGCUUUCCUGUGGCUGCCCAGCCUCCACCAGAGGCCACUGGAUCAGUUUGUGCUGCAGUCACAGGCAUGGUUCAACGUGUCCUCCCUCCCCUAUGCCGUGCCCCCGCUCAGCCUGCCACGAGGGGAAGCUCAGGUGCGGACACAGCUGCUUCGGGCCUUGGAGGAGAGGGCCAUUCCAAUCUGGUGGGUGCUGGUGGGUGUGCUGGGCGGCCUGCUGCUGCUCACCAUCCUGGUCCUGGCCAUGUGGAAGGUGAGGUGUGAAGGACAGUGGAAUCUCCAGUGGGGCACAGGCUUGGCCCCGCCUUGCCUCACAGGGAGUCAAGGAGAGAUGGUGGCCCACCCAAGUGGGUAAUCCAGGGACCAGGGAUCUAUGUCUCCAUUAUUAGAAUGUCAUUCUCGGCCCAGUGGGGUGGCUCACACCUGUAAUCCCAGCACUUUGGGAGGCCAAGGCAGGUAGAUCACCUGAGGUCAAGAGUUCGAGACCAGCCUGGCCAAAAUGG
Molecule: messenger RNA, 5027 nt
Organism: Macaca mulatta (Rhesus monkey)
Lineage: Eukaryota; Metazoa; Chordata; Mammalia; Primates; Cercopithecidae
Gene: ITGA2B
Product: integrin subunit alpha 2b
Biological process (GO): integrin-mediated signaling pathway; cell adhesion mediated by integrin; cell-cell adhesion
Cellular component (GO): external side of plasma membrane; integrin complex
Molecular function (GO): integrin binding
Source: RefSeq, a predicted model, not a curated record